Molecule: messenger RNA, 2305 nt
Organism: Apus apus (common swift)
Lineage: Eukaryota; Metazoa; Chordata; Aves; Apodiformes; Apodidae
Gene: FAM3C
Product: FAM3 metabolism regulating signaling molecule C
Exons: 10
Coding region: 96-779 (227 amino acids)
Source: RefSeq, a predicted model, not a curated record
GCGCGGCCGCUGAGGGACGUGCCGGUGCCCGCGGCCGCACAGCCCAGGUGGCUAUUUUUAAUGCAAUAGUGUCAAUAGCUGGCUAAAGACUAAACAUGAGAAUAGCAGGUGCUGCAAAGUUGGUAGUAGUCGUAGCAAUAUUUUUAUUGACAUUUUAUGUCAUAUCUCAAGUGUUUGAAAUAAAAAUGGAUGCAAACUUAGGACACAUAUUUGCUAGAUCAGCACUGGAUGCAGCUGCACGCUCUACAAAACCUCCAAGAUACAAAUGUGGGAUCUCUAAAGCUUGUCCUGAAAAGCAUUUUGCAUUCAAAAUGGCAAGUGGAGCAGCAAAUGUAGUUGGACCUAAAAUUUGUGUAGAAGAUAAUGUGUUAAUGAGUGGAGUUAAAAAUAAUGUUGGCAGGGGAAUAAAUGUGGCCUUGGUCAAUGGUAAAACAGGAGAACCAUUAGACACUAAAUUCUUCGACAUGUGGGGAGGAGAUGUGGCACCAUUUAUUGAAUUUCUGAAGUCCAUCCAGGAUGGAACAAUAGUGUUAAUGGGAACAUACGAUGACGGUGCAACAAAGCUUAAUGAGGAGGCACGGAAACUGAUCGCAGAAUUAGGAAGCACAUCUAUCACUAACCUUGGCUUUAGAGACAACUGGGUCUUCUGUGGUGGAAAAGGAAUUAAGACUAAAAGUCCGUUUGAACAGCAUAUAAAGAACAACAAGGACACAAACAAGUAUGAAGGCUGGCCAGAAGUUGUUGAGAUGGAAGGCUGUAUCCCUCAGAAGCAAGACUAAAUGGAAACAAAAGGAAAGGAGAAAGAAUAUGGAAGAAAAUGCACUUUCUGCUAUUAUUAGGGAGAGGGCUAUGAAGGAGACUGUACUGUAAAUGAUAUUUUUAAAGCAUGCAGCCAUCUUGUCGGUGUGUGCAUGGGCACUGACAUUUUGAAUAUUGGGAUUAUUUAUUGCUAACACACUUAGAAAUCCUUUUUGUAAAUACGUUCAAAAUAAACAUCAAAUCAUUUCUGUGCAGGUUUCUUAAAAGCACAGUAUUUAGUUUGCCUGUGGUGAUACCUUGUUGGUCAACGGGCUGAUAAGUUGCAUAUGUGGAUAAUAAACAGAUCCUGACAAUUGUGCUGUCCUCUUAACAGCGUAAUGUUGCUGUGAGUAUGUAACCUUUGUGGAAUAUUGUAGAUUUUAGUGAUAAGUUAAUAAAGAGCUUUAAUUUUUUUUAUCCUCUGCCUUUUUAAUGGCAGCAUCACUUUUUAUUAAAGCUAUUUGGUUAUUCUAAUACCAAGUGCUCCAGAAACUUAUUUUGUAGCCCCACAUCAAAACUGAAUAAUAAACAAAGGAAGAAUACAUGGUAGUGUAACACAGAUAUACCAUGAGAAGCACAAUAUAAAUUAUUUUUAUUAGGGGAGGAACAAAAGUAAGUAUAUAAAUAGUGCUAGUGAUAUUUAAAAGCAGCUUGGAAGGAUUUGUACUUAAUUUGAAGAUAAUGUUUACUUUGCAGAAGAGACUUGGCAUGUUAAGCAGCAAUACUGUAGCUAAUAUUUUCACUUUUUGCUGCAAUUUUUGUACUGUUAUUUAGCCAUCAAUUCUACAUAUGACUGUUCAGCUAUUGUAGCUAGUCACAUAGCAAACAUUUCCUCUUUUAGUUUGAACAUCAGGAAUAAAUUUCCCAUCACAAAAAGCCUGUUAGCAGUUUGCCUUCUAGGCAGAGUUGUUUCAGAGUACGUAGUUGUACACCUUUACUACGUAGGUUACAUCUAAGGUGAGCUGAGGCAAUUUCUUCUUACAGAAGGAGGUUAGAGAAAGCAUUGAAUCUUGGAUUAUGCGUUGUGUGACAUUUCAACUCAACUGACAACGUUUCCUUCAUUAUUUUUUUUGACGGAAGAAAAGCAACGGACCAAGUUGAAGUGGCCUUACUCUUUAGCUCGUAUCAGAGCAUUCAGAAAACAUUGCUUUCUUUGGAAACUUCUGUUUCCUUUAAGUAGGGCCAGCUUAAACUUUUGCUGAAACUGUUAGUAUGGUGUGACUGAAGGUGUUGGUAUUCACAAAAUAGGGGCUGACACAGAAUCGGGGGUAAUCUGGAACUUUAUGUCAUGAGUUCUGGUAUAAUCUUUAAAAACUUACAGGUUGUACUGUGGGGCAAAAACCACAAAGAAUUUUUCAGGAACCUACAGUAUAAGUUGAACGCAGUGGCACUCAAAAUACUGUUAUUGUAAAUGUCUUCUUGAGACCAAUUUAAUUCUUUGCACUAAAAAUUUCAAGCAAUACUGGGAAUUACUUUGCAAGUCAAAUAAAUAAUCUGUGAAACCAGA